Messenger RNA from Temnothorax curvispinosus, 1897 nucleotides. RefSeq names its product very-long-chain 3-oxoacyl-CoA reductase (gene spidey). Gene Ontology annotation, molecular function: oxidoreductase activity. The record is from RefSeq and is a predicted model, not a curated record. Gene Ontology annotation, cellular component: endoplasmic reticulum. The coding region runs from base 403 to 1377 and encodes 324 amino acids. NCBI's taxonomy places the organism in Eukaryota, Metazoa, Arthropoda, Insecta, Hymenoptera, Formicidae. The transcript has 4 exons.
GAUUCCGAACAAAAGCAUCGAUCGCGACCGCUUUCGCAACGCAGUACAACGCCGGCAGUCAUCAAAGUAGGUAGCCGGAAUCGUCGCCCUUCCGCAAGUGGUAACCUUGGCAUUUUCGUCUCUCGACCGGUCCUGGCUCGUUCACCGUUAAGUCGUCGACCUGCCGGUUGCCACGCGCGACCUUGUCCUUCGUAAUUUUUAUGAGAUAUCGCUACAUAUAUAUCUAACGUGUCAGUCGUUAUCGAGCAGCCUUGCCGCGCGUACAUUUGUUGACGCUUAAUCCCUGAGACAAGAGUGCAGACCGCUGUGCAUCCCCGGUGAAGAAACGGAGUUUACUAUUCAUCGUUGGAUGAUUGGGAGAACCGGAAAAGGAGUCGAUUGUCAGUAAAGGUCGAGUUCAGAAUGGCGCUGGUCUGGUUGGAGAAGAUAUUUCUCGUGAUAGUAGCGUUCGUCAGUUUGAGGCUCGUCCUAAAGGUCGGGAUUCUAGUGUGGAAGAAAUUGAUCGCCCCGAGUCUCGGAUUUGGAAUUGACUUCCGAACGCAAGGCAAAUGGGCGGUGGUAACCGGCGCGACGGAUGGUCUUGGCAAAGCAUUCGCCGAUGUACUUGCCGAGCAGGGUAUGGACAUUGUCUUGGUCUCGCGGUCCUUGUCCAAGCUGAAGGACACAGCUGCCGAGAUCGAGCGGAAGUAUCGCGUGGAGACUCGCGUCGUGGAAGCUGAUUUAACCGAAGGCCAGGUUGUUUACGCUGAAAUCGGAAAAGCGACGCAGGACUUGGAGGUUGGUGUCCUUGUCAACAAUGCCGGUGCAAGCUACGACCAUCCCGAGAUGUUCACGAAAGUGUCGGAGGAAGUCAUCGCAAGAAUACUGCAGCUGAACGUGGCUGGGAUGACCGGAGUCACGAGAGCGGUGCUGCCCGGCAUGAUGCAGCGGGGGAAAGGGGUGCUCAUCAACGUGAGUUCAAUGGCCGCGGCUAUCCCGAGCCCAUAUCUGGCCGUUUACGCCGCCAGUAAAGCGUACAUCGACAAGCUCAGCGCCGAUCUGGCUACAGAAGCCGCACCGAGAGGCGUCACCGUCCAGUGCGUUCUACCCGGCCCGGUCGCCACAAAGAUGUCCAAGAUCAAGAGAGCAACGUGGAUGGCGCCUACUCCGGAGACGUUCGUCAAGGCGACAUUGAAAACGGUCGGCAUCGAGUCACGGACAACCGGUUAUCCACCGCAUUGUUUGAUCAGCGGCUUCGUGGACGCACUGCGCUACAUGAGCGAAUCGGGAGCGGUAUGGCUAGUGACGAAGACGAUUCUCAACAUAAGGGGACGAGCUCUUCGCAAGAAAACGAAAACCCCGGUAGACUCCUCGCAAGAGGACGUUCUCUCUAAUUGAGAGAUCGCACGUUUUUGUAACGUCGUUUUCUUGUUAAUCAAUUAAUGAAUAAGUUAAUGUAAUGCGGCGCCUUGUUUCGUCAGUCGCCCUCGAAUUAUUUUUAUUUCGCUACUGCUUUGCAUUUAUUUAAAUUUCCAUCGACAGCUUUUCAUAUAUCAAAAUAUCUCUUUUUAAAAGAUGGAUGGUUUCGCAAUUUUUUGUUCCCUGCUAUCCAAGAUAAGGCGACAAGUUUAUAACACCGAUUACAAUGAAAGAAGGAAAGAUAAAAAAUAAAAACGAUCCAUCUUCAUUAACGCGUACUGUUUAGAUUGGAAUACAAUAGUGUUUUUUUUUUUGUUAAGUUUUUGCAGGUCUGUUAUAAACGGACAGAAAGGACAUUCGUCUUUUAUACAAGAACUAAUUAAUGAUAACGAUAUUAUUGAAUUUGACGCUAUAGUCUUUGAGAGAACACCUCGAUAUAUUUUGUACAUUGUACCUACAUACCUACAGUGAUUGCGAUAAUAAAAUUAAUUAUACAUAA